UUAACAGGAAAUAGCAGUAGCCUUAUAUAAACUUAAAGCCUGAUAACAAGCCACUAGAAAGUGUGCAUUUGUAGAAAUAGUACAAGACAGAAUGAAUGUUCAAUUUUUGAUAGUAUUUUUUCUUGCAGCUGUUCCAUGUCAGGCGACAGAAUCUGUUCUAAAUUUCUUUUCAGAAUUCAAACGAGGAACUGAUGGCCUUCAAACGAGAAUUGGUGGCCUUCAAACGAGAAAAGGUGACCUUCAAACGAGAAUUGAUGGCCUGGAAAAAGAAAUUAAAGCAUUGAAAGCAGAGAUUGGUACGAAAGGACCAAAUAAAGUUGCGUUUAUGGCUAAGAAUGCAGGUCCUUUACAGAACAUUCCUGCAAAUUAUAUUGUAGUAUACGACACAGCUAUAACAAAUUUAGGCAACGGAUACGAUACGUCCACUGGGAUUUUUACCGCUCCUUCAAAUGGUGUCUACAUCUUUUCCUGGACAUGUCUAAGUCAUGCAGGCUAUUACUUCCCCACUUAUCUCGCUGUAAACGGAAACCUGAUAGCCAGAAAUCACGCAGGGUCACGGAAUGUACAAGACCACAUCUCAGGAAGUCAGAAUGCUGUAAUUGAAAUUAAAAAGUACGAUAAAGUAUCCGUCAGAAUUCAAAAUGGACAUACAGGACAGUACAUGUAUGGUCAGGGUUGGUCAACUUUCAGUGGUUAUAAACAAUAUAACAUGUAAAAUUAUAGUAGUAAUAUAAAUAAAAAUCUUUCAGAU
Molecule: messenger RNA, 751 nt
Organism: Mytilus californianus (California mussel)
Lineage: Eukaryota; Metazoa; Mollusca; Bivalvia; Mytilida; Mytilidae
Product: cerebellin-1-like
Exons: 2
Coding region: 92-715 (207 amino acids)
Molecular function (GO): protein binding
Source: RefSeq, a predicted model, not a curated record